CCUUCUCUGCUUCCAUCCCACGGCUGCGGGCACGGGAGUCCUGUAAGUACUGUAGAAACGGAGGACCUUAGCUUGCCGCAAGGUCAGUAAGCCAGUACCUAGACAAUCGAUCGUUUACUUUCCUUGCAUCUUGCAUCUUUGAUUUUCUGUCUCACCACCUCCAAACGACCUUCCUCCCACUCUAUAGCUCUUCUAAUGCUCUUCUAAUUUGCAACCACGUCACUCGCUUUCGUGCUGUUAAUAGUCUAUCGUUCAUAAUAAUCAAUUUUAGCCUUGCUUCGGGUUCCAUUUGCCUUCGUUUGCACACAGAAGUGGAGGAUUCAGGGGCUGUCACCAACGGACGACGACCAGCCCAUCCAUCAAUACCGACGUCUACCUACCUCCCAGGUCCCCGUGAUUUUGAGUCUCUUCGCGUUCCUAUCUAUACGAUCAUACACAGAGAGCAUAUUUAUUAAGGCGAAACCAAGUUCAGUCCAGCUGUCUUGACCUGUAUACUCGUACCACCUGCGAUCGGAAAGGUUUCGCUACUCAUAGUGACUGUCCGAAAGGACAAGCACGUCCCAACCGACAGUAAACAUGGCGAACCAUCAAGCCCGCAUGUCCAUGUACUCGGUCACCUCGGAUUCGUUUCAUGGUACUCGAGGCGGCGGUCAACAGUCGCAAGUCUCCACAACGACGCUGCUCAACGCGAUCCAUAACAUAUAUCUGUCGUCGCAGUCUUAUCAAUUAGACGCGGGAAGUAGUGUUGUCGUUAAUACAUGGCUUACAGCAACGCAACUUGGUCCGGAUGGCCGAUCUGGCGGGACUAUUGAUAAGCUUCUGGCCGCCAGAGCCUGGGAACACGCACGGCGCCGAGCCGAAGAUGGAUGUAUCGUGUUGAGUUCUCUCCACACUUCAACGCCGUCACUUUUGACGCCAUUCCUUGCUUCUCUGCCCAUCUCUAUCCCUUCGUCCUUGCUCACUUCCCUCGAGGCGGUUCAGCCCUUCCUUCGAUGUGUAACACCAUAUAACCCAUCCACUCCACGUCAAAGUGCGCUUGGUAUUACCUUGACUCUCAACCUUGCAGGUAAUCUGACAGCUGCAACUCUGGCAUUGUCCCAGGGCGGGAUUGAUACUACCCAGGGUCUGCUCAAUAUCCCUACUCAGCCUGGCUAUCGUGCCUUUGAUGUGUUCUACUACUUGUUGACCUCAGCCUCAACUCCUGCUGAGCGCGAGUUCCUCAGCUUGAAGUCCGCGGCUGAUUACACUUUACUUGCACGGUCUGGCACCUAUGAUCCACCCUCAUAUCUUCCUACUGCCGACGACUCCGCUGCCGCUGAUGAUUUCAGAAGGGCACUGAAAGAGAUAGGCAUCAAGGGAUCUUCUCACCGAAACCUGAUAUCUGCUUUGGCAGGCUUGCUAAAGCUUGGUAACACAUUGGAUUACAAUGUCGAUGACGAAUCACUGGAGGUAAUUUGUGAAGAUGUGAGCGGAUUACUCGGUCUUGAUCCCGACGUCCUUCUGAAUCAGUGCACAACGGAGGAUCGGCAAAUACUUGUGGGUGGACUAUACGAAGCCGUUGUUGACUGGGUCAUCACCAAGGCCAAUGGAGCAAUUGCUGCUCAGAUGUCCCGAAUCCGAGAUGGCGACGAAUCGCUUGACGGUCAUCGAACGCCAACCUCAGCGGAGGAUAAUGGAGAUACCGUAUGCAUUACAGUCAUUGAAGUUCCAGACCCCAACUUGGGGAAAGCGCUGUCCAUGCGAGGUGUGUUUGACGACAGUGCAGGAAUUAAUGCUGAAAUGAAAGAAGAUGGUGUCGAUGUUGCUGCAGUAGAAAACUCUGUACAGCGCGAAAUGCAAAGCGCUAUGGCAGAUGCUGCUCUAGAACUAGGCACCACUACCGGCUCAACCGCUCGUGAGAGACAACGCCAACUUGAGAGGCGAGAGAUUAUUUUGGAGAAAGUUGGAUUUGCUUGUGAGGAUGAAGGGUUUCUCAAGAAGCUGUUGUUUCCCAUUCCAGGGCAAGGUAUCACUCUCGGUCGUACUGCGAGGAUGGAUUUAUCUUCAGUCCUUGGAGCUAGCCGAGUAUGGUAUCACUUGUCGCUACAUCCUACAGACGAGAACCCUGCCAGUUUAGCAGCUCUCCCAUCGGUUACAUCUGCUUGGUCAGCAGGCGCUGUAUCACGACAAUUACGGGCGUGGAGGUUGGCAGAAUGGGCUAACCGCAGGAAUAAGAAUCUGGACUUCACCGCCGACUUUGAUCUGGAUGAGUUCUACCAACGAUUUGCCCCAUUGGGCUGCAGAGAAGGCCGGGAUGGCAUUGAAUCCUGGAUCCUUGAGAGAGGUUGGAGCAACGGCGAAGUGGUGGUUGGACGAGAACGCGUCUGGAUGCGAGAGACUUCAUGGUGGGAGGCUGAAAGCAUGCUUGAUCUCAAGCCUCCACAUGAGCUAGUGCCGACUAUGAGCAACCCAUUUGCUACCCCCGCUCGCGACACUGUCUAUGGCAACAACAAUGGCAGCGGCUUUUUCCCUCCCCAUUUUCCCGACCAGGCUUCAAAUAAUAGCAACGAAAAUCUGAUGACACAUCAGCGUAAUCAGAGUCAACUUACUUUUGCUCAAAGUCAAAUCCGAGCGCCAUCCGUCAGUCCUUCAGUCAUGCGCAAUAUGCCACAAGGCGAUUAUGGUCUGGGAACUAAGGGUGAUAAUCGUCGGGACCAUGUUUAUUACACUGCGGAUGGGGAGUAUAUCAACACUUUAGAUCCUAAUGAUGCUCAAGGCAAACAUGUUGAAGAGGAGGAGGUAGGUGCUGGCCGACGAGCUUGGGUUGGGUUUGUUUGGGCUAUGACCUUCUGGAUUCCGUCGUUCCUCUUACACUAUGUUGGCCGGAUGAAACGACCAGAUGUGCGAAUGGCCUGGCGAGAAAAGGUAACGCUGGUCUGGCUGAUCUUUAUCAUGAAUGCCAUUAUCGUCUUCGUCAUCAUCUUCCUUGGUCGGAUUAUCUGCCCCAAUUUCGAUAAAGCUUGGCUUCAAACGGAAGUUGAUAAUCACUCGGGCAAAAACGACUUCUGGGUCAGUAUUCACGGCAAUGUUUAUGAUAUCACAAAGUUUUGGAAGAUUCAGCACAGUGACUCCGGUAUACAAACAACAAAUGACCUAAUGGAACCAUUUGGCGGCCUGAAUCUGGAUCGAUACUUUACUCCUCCGCUCCCCCUUUCUUGCCCAGGCCUUGGUAUUGCUGAAACCACCCAAUUAAGAGUUAAUCCCGAAGACGAGCCUACUUUGGUAAAUGGCAAACACACUUCAGGUUUCUUUGCAGAUAAGAACUCAAAGGCUUUGUCUAGUGACACAUGGUACACAGACAAAUUCCUGCCCAAGAUCAAAGAAUACUACCACGGCGAGCUCGUCUGGAAUAGGAAUAAAGUUCAGCGAGAGAGCGAAGAUUUCAGUCUCAUGGUUAUUUUCUAUGAGGGAGGUAUCUACAAUCUUACCGACUACUUUGAAACUAUCAACUACAGCAAAACUCUGGCCUUCCUUGAUGACAAGAUAGUGGACAUUAUAAAGAACAACCCUGGUCAAGAUGUGACUAGCUCAUGGAACGGCCACUUGGAAGACGUACAGGGCAACUCAACUGCUUUUGCGUUAGCUAAAAACAGCAUCAACUGCAUCAAGAACACCUUCUAUGUUGGAAAGCCAGACUUUCGGUAUAGUCCAAGGUGUCAGGCCCUCAAUUACAUCCUACUAGCGUUUACUAUCCUUAUCGCCGGUGUCAUUCUUAUCAAGUUUGUCUCCGCCUUGCAGUUCGGCUCGAAGAGGCGUCCUUCUCCUCAAGACAAGUUCGUCAUUUGCCAGGUUCCCGCAUACACUGAAGGUGAAGACUCCCUCAGAAAGGCAUUAGAUUCACUCACGGCGCUUCAAUAUGACAACAAGAGAAAAUUGAUCUGUGUUAUUUGCGACGGUGUCAUUAUUGGUGCCGGCAAUGAUCGCCCAACGCCAAAGAUUGUUCUCGACAUAUUGGGCGUCGAUCCAAAGCUCGACCCCCCUGCUUUGCCCUUCAAAUCAGUCGGUACCGGAAGCGAGCAGCUUAACUACGGCAAGGUGUAUUCUGGUCUCUAUGAAUUUGAAGGAAAUGUUGUGCCGUACAUUGUCGUUGUGAAGAUCGGGAAGGAGUCUGAGCAGACCAAGACAAAGCCGGGUAACCGGGGUAAGCGAGACUCACAAAUCAUGCUGAUGAGCUUCCUCAACCGUGUCCAUCAUCGUGCUCCUAUGAACCCUCUUGAGCUCGAAAUGUUCCACCAAAUCAACAAUAUCAUUGGUGUGGACCCAGAGCUAUACGAAUACCUCUUGAUGGUUGAUGCCGAUACUUGUGUGCGAGAGGAUUCCCUGAACCGACUGGUUGCUGCAUGCGCCAAUAAUUCCAAAAUUGCUGGUAUUUGUGGAGAGACAGCUCUACAGAACGAAGAGCGCAGUUGGUGGAGCAUGAUUCAGGUCUACGAGUAUUACAUCUCUCAUCAUCUUUCCAAGGCCUUCGAGUCUCUCUUCGGAAGUGUGACAUGUCUUCCUGGAUGUUUCACUAUGUACCGUCUUAGGACAGCUGACCGGGGCAAGCCUUUGAUUAUCGCCGAUGCCGUCAUUCAAGAGUAUAGUAUUCGGAACGUCGACACCCUUCACAAGAAGAAUCUUCUUUCACUUGGUGAAGACCGUUUCCUCACUACUAUCAUGACCAAGCAUUUUCCUCAUAUGUCUUAUAAAUUCCAGCCGGAUGCUUAUUGCCAAACUGCAGCGCCGGAGACAUGGAGUGUGCUGCUUUCUCAACGACGCAGAUGGAUCAAUUCGACCAUUCACAAUCUAUUCGAACUUAUGUUACUAAAGAACAUGUGUGGUUUCUGUUGCUUCUCUAUGCGAUUCGUCGUCUUUUUCGAUCUGUUUGGAACGAUCAUCUUACCUGCAACGACUGUCUACCUGGGCUACCUGAUCUACCUUCUCGCCUCGCACACUGGUCCUAUCCCUUAUAUCUCGUUGGCUAUUCUGGCUGGUGUGUACGGUCUUCAGGCGAUCAUCUUCAUUCUUAAACGGCAAUGGCAGCAUGUUGGAUGGAUCAUCAUCUAUCUGCUUGCGUUCCCAAUCUUCUCGUUCAUUCUGCCAAUCUACUCUUUCUGGAAUCAGGACAACUUUACCUGGGGAAAUACACGUAUAGUCAUUGGUGAGAAAGGAAACAAGCAGGUCGUUGCGGUAGAUGAUAAAGAUGGAUUCGACCCUCGCUCCAUUCCGAUGCAGCGCUGGGAUGAUUAUGCGGCCCUCAAUAAUCUUCCUGGACGCCGAGGCGCACAAGGCGAAAAGGCCCACGAAGUAUAUGAAGAUAACUACGAGAUGGAUGACAUGCGCUCUGUAUACUCGUCUGUUCGACAGCCGUCUGUCUUGACUGGCCUCCAAGGUCGUGGUGGGUAUAUGCCUCCACAGUCACCUGCACCCUUCCAGGGAAUGUCACGACAGUCCACAUAUGGUGACGGCUUUGGCGACAACCACAUGCGUCAGUCAACUGCUUCGUUUGGGGAUAUUCAGCGUACCGCUUCACCAUAUCAGGAUUUGCCUCACGCUGGUUACAGGCCAAGCAUGAGCAAUCUGCGAGCCGUGUCAACCUCACCCCAAUUUGAUGCCCAUAGAGCCUCGAACGCCACUCUCGGCCUCGCCGGUGGUAACCGUCCUACUUUGGGCCAUGGUCAUCAGUCUACCACGUCGUUCGAUUUCCAGCGUGGUAAUACUGGACCCGAUGAUGGCAUGAUUGUCGAGGCUAUCCAAGCUGUGUUACGAGAUGUCGAUCUCGACACAGUAACCAAGAAACAAGUUCGCGCCCUUGUAGAACAGAAGCUACAAACCGAGCUUGUCGGCGAAAAGCGAACAUUCAUGGACCGCCAAAUUGAUCAUGAGCUAGCUAACAUGUAAAUGAUCUAGCCCUAGCUCAUCUCUUAAGCUCUAAUCUCAAAAUUUAGAUGUUGGCACGACCAUAGGAGUCGAAGGCUCAUGUUCUCGGGAAAUGUAUUUAUUGCAUAUAGUCGCGUCGUUUGGGAUCGUUUUCCUUGUUUAUUUGUUUCUGGCGGUACGGACAUCUUGGAAACCUUUUCGGCAUCUGUUCCUCUGAUCUUUUUUGCAUAUGAACCAACCAAUCUCUGGCCUACACCAUUCUCUCUAGAAACAGAAAAUAACGAGUUGGCUUUUGGUCGUUGCCACUUGGAACUACAUAUAUAUGAUGAAAUAAUACAACGACUUUUUCCAUAUACCC
This is a messenger RNA of Xylaria bambusicola, 6256 nucleotides long. Its product is annotated as class V chitin synthase. The coding region runs from base 577 to 5919 and encodes 1780 amino acids. Gene Ontology annotation, cellular component: cell periphery; cell septum; myosin complex. The transcript has 3 exons. NCBI's taxonomy places the organism in Eukaryota, Fungi, Ascomycota, Sordariomycetes, Xylariales, Xylariaceae. Gene Ontology annotation, molecular function: chitin synthase activity; cytoskeletal motor activity; ATP binding. The record is from RefSeq and is a predicted model, not a curated record.